AUGGGGGAUUCAUCAGAGGAGCUAGCGAAGGUGGAAAAGGAGAGAAGAAAGGUGGAAAAAGAAUUGGCAGAUAUCAGGAGGAUAGAAGAUAGCAUUCGAGAAAGGCAGAUAGAGUAUCUGGCACCCCGCAGUAAAUCAGACGAUGAGAAGAGAAUAGAAGAGGUAGUACUGAACAGUGGCCGACUUCUCACGGACGCACUAAGUUUAUACGGGGGUGAAAAGGUGAAUUUUGACCAAAACCGUGUCACUGGAGAAUUCAAACACUCCGAAAGGGCCAUAACGAAGGAGGCCAUCAAUACCCUUUUCCGAUGGUUAGACAAAGCGGACAAGGAAGGAGUUAAGGAGACUUCUAAAAAUCUGAAUAAUAUACGGGGAACCUUGGCUGUCAUGAGCGGCCUCAGGAAACACAAAUGGGUCGAGUUGGCGGAGCAUCAGCAGCAAAUUCGCGAUUCGCGUCCGGAGAAAGGCGAACUCGAAGUACCCAUCGAGGAGAGAAACAAAUUCCUUAAACACGUUGACGAUUACCUCGUCAUCCUUGAGAGACUGCGGCGCCUGCAUUGGAAGGAAGUUGAAUAUCUGGAUGACUUCGGUCUCCAGCUACAGGAUGGCGGGUUCCCUGAUGAUGAUGCCUUGCAGGACUACAUGUAUACAACACUACUCGACCGCAUAAAGACAUACAAUGGCCGUUACGGAUUCCAUAACCGAAGUAUCGCGUUGCUUGACCAUUAUCGACGGUAUUAUAUCGACUUGCGUGCUGCCCCUCGCUCUGACGCCAAUGAAAAAGCAUGGGAAGAGCUGCGCCUCAUGACUUCCGCAUUUGAUGAAUACAAAUCCUUCAUCUUCAACGAAGAGCUGGAGAAGGGCGUGACGGCAGGCAUGUGGCCAGAGCAUGCGGUCCCGUUAUUCCUGUACUAG
This is a messenger RNA of Neospora caninum, 915 nucleotides long. RefSeq lists its product as hypothetical. The record is from RefSeq and is a predicted model, not a curated record. Bases 1 to 915 code for a protein of 304 amino acids. The transcript has a single exon. Lineage: Eukaryota; Apicomplexa; Conoidasida; Eucoccidiorida; Sarcocystidae.